UAAGGAGAUGCGCGGUAUUUGGUGUAGUCCUUGGAAACACUUCUGGUAAAUUCAACAAACCCUUGAGGCCAAAAGCUCAUCUCUUUUGCGCUCUCGCUAGUUUUGGAACUCCAGUUUUCCAAUGAAUUAUCUUGUCCACAUGAUAUUUUGGAGCUAAGUGUUUGUGUGUAUCAUAACCAUAGACAAAUUUCUGAUCGUGAAAGAAGAUUUCAUUACUAUUUUUCCGCGAGAACGGUAUAAGAGUAAGAUGAGCCCUCAACCAAUCAAAUUUGGACAAGGUUGCAAAAAAACAAUCUUGGUGAUGACAUAAUCAUGACCUAUUUGUAUGAUAACAACAUAUAUAGCCAUUUUGUGUGUUAUUAUUGUAAGAAUUAAAUGAGGUGGAUGGGAUUACAAUAACCUAUGUUAGAUUACAAUAAUCAGCUCAUGUCACACACAAAUGUUGGGAUUACAAUAACCUAUGUUGGAUUACGAUUAGUCUAUUUCGAUAAUCCACAAGCAUUAGUCUAAAAUGAAUGAAGUAUAUACACGUACACAUAUGCGUGCAGUAUACACAUCGCUCCUUUCAAUUAUCUUGUUCUCCUCUCCAUCAAGUUGGUAGAAGUUUCUUUUCGUUAACUGAUAAAAAAAAAUAGUAAAAUGGGAAGCAUUUUUUGUUUGGGUAGAGUUGUAGUUUUCGGUUGGUUGUUAUUGUUGUCGACAAGUUUAAUCAUGGCCUUUGAAGAGGGCGUCGUGGUUGACGGUGGUUCGAUUAUGGAAGAGGUGUGCAGCCGGACUUCAGAAGACAAUUUGUUGUUUUGUAUCAACUGCUUGAAAGGAAAGGUUAUGGUACAAGAACAAGAAGAAGAAGGAGGAGGACAUGAAGAUGAAAUUAAAAGAUUAGCGGGCAGACUCAUUGACUGUGCCCGCGAAACUUUCGAGGUUUCCCGGUUGUUCAUGAUAAACUUUUGCAACAAUUCCACCGGGACCAAGUUUGGAGAGGCAGGGAAAUUUUGUGUGCCAAAACUCGGCAAGGCGGAAGUCUCAUUCCAGGCGGCGCGGGAGUUCUGGAAGUAUGGUCGUAAAACAACAACAUUGCAGGAGAUUGAGAAUGGCUUCAAUGCUUUUCAUGAGUGCGCGAUCCAUGUUCCAGAUACCAUGCCCAACAUGGUUCAUGUCACACUCAAUCGUCUUAGAGUCAGAUGUGAAAUGGCUAAAGAUGUCAUCAAUUCCAUCCCUGCGGUGUAACUACUGAUGAAAUUCUAAUUUAAUAUUAAUAAA
This is a messenger RNA of Oldenlandia corymbosa var. corymbosa, 1260 nucleotides long. Lineage: Eukaryota; Viridiplantae; Streptophyta; Magnoliopsida; Gentianales; Rubiaceae. The record is from the annotation of a GenBank genome assembly.